CUUCUUAUUCUUGUGUGUUAUUUAAAUCUUACGUUAUUUAAAAAUGGAUAAGGGUUGGAAGAUUCAGACUGCAAGCGAAAGACAAAGAAGCAAAAACGCUGACUUUUUGCUCAAUUUCUUUUUGGAUGAGGGAUUGGGAACGCAGCUGACUCAGGCGAUUCAGCUAAUGAUUUCCGAAGACAAAGGGAAUGUGUUUAAAAACAAAGUUGAGCAGGCAGGACAUAUACAGAGUAGUCUGCCUAGAUAUCAGGACGAUCAGUUCAAUGAACAAUUUGGUAUAAAACGCAGCAGCUUUGAUAAACUCCUCCAAGUAGUUGGAAAUGCUAUCGCUAGCGCAGUACAUGUUCAGCCCAAUUUGCAGAUAUCGCUGUCGGAUAAAUUACUUUACAAGCUGAUGUUAAUUGGCAGCAAAAAAUUCUUUCGUGAUGUGGGCGAGUGGUUUGGCAUAUCAAAGAACUCUGGCCAUGAGACAUCCGCUUUUGCCUCGCUGCUGCCUCGCUAUAUCAAGUGGUCAGCAGACAAUGUCUGUCAUCAACUUGUCAUAAGUAAUCUUCCUGGCGUUGUUGACAUUAUUGAUGAACUUUGCAUACCUCUUAAGCGAUCUGUGUAUGAUAAUCAUGGACAGCAUAAAUAUACAACGCUAGCACUGCAAGCUGUCUGUGAUAAUAGAAGUUAUUUUGUGGACGUCCAUAUCGACGUACCCGUAAUCCAGAGCGUUCUACUAAAAAGCGAACUCUUUGAACGACUUAUUGACAAACAGAAGCCGCUUGUGCCACCGGAUAAACAUAUAGUCGGUUAA
Drosophila busckii is the source of this 799-nucleotide messenger RNA. RefSeq lists its product as uncharacterized. The coding region runs from base 44 to 799 and encodes 251 amino acids. NCBI's taxonomy places the organism in Eukaryota, Metazoa, Arthropoda, Insecta, Diptera, Drosophilidae. The record is from RefSeq and is a predicted model, not a curated record. The transcript has 3 exons.